GCCUCCCUCAGCCCUGUGAACUGCUCCCGGGGUGACCAAGGGUGACCGUGAGUGCAGGUAAAGCCGAGGGAGCCAACAGGUGUGCGGCGGCGGCGUCUUUGUCUCCUUUUUCGGGCGGUUCCCGUUGCCGCCGCUCCAGGCAGAGAAAUUUUUUGCCUCAGGAGUGUCCGCCCUGAAGACGGGGCAGUGCGCCUGCGCAAGAGAGUUUGGCGGCCGCUGCCUGCGCCUGUGCAUCAAGGCUCGGCGGCGGCCUGCGCCUGCGCGGCGCGGCGCUGCGGAGACCGUUGGCUCAUUUGCAUGUCCCCGCCUCGCGCGGUGGCGGCGGCGGGUCAGAGAAACAUGGCAGCAAGGAGAAUUGCGCAGGAGACUUUUGAUGCUGUAUUGCAGGAAAAGGCUAACCGAUAUCAUAUGGACCCCAGUGGUGAGGCUGUAGGCGAAGCUCUUCAGUUUAAAGCUCAAGAUCUUCUAAGGACAGUCCCAAGAGCCAGAGCAGAUAUGUAUGAUGACAUUCAUAGCAACAGCAGAUACACUCUGGGCGGAUCUGUAGCUCAUCCUCGAGACACUGGGAGAGAAGGCCUGAGAGGUGAUAUAUUUCCAGGACCUUCCUUCAGAUCAAGCAACCCUUCUGUAAGUGACGACAGCUACUUUCGCAAAGAAUGUGGUCGGGACCUGGAAUUUUCCCACCCUGACUCCCGAGACCAGGUCUUCGGCCACCGGAAAUUGGGACAUUUCCGUUCUCAGGACUGGAAAUUUGCACUCCGUGGCUCUUGGGAGCAAGACUUUGGCCAUUCAGUUUCUCAAGAAUCCUCCUGGUCACAGGAGUAUAGCUUUGGUCCUUCUGCAUUACUGGGGGACUUUGGCUCCUCCAGGCUGAUUGAGAAAGAGUGUUUGGAGAAAGAGAGUCGGGAUUACGACGUGGACCGUCCAGGAGAGGCAGACACUGUGCUCCGGGGCAGCAGCCAAGUCCAGGGCAGAGGCCGAGGUCUAAACAUCGUUGACCAGGAGGGUGCCCUCCUAGGAAAGGGGGAGACUCAAGGCCUGCUCACGCCUAAAGGGGGGGUCGGGAAACUUGUCAUGCUGAGAAAUGUGAGCACAAAAAAGGUACCCACUAUAAGUUGUAUCACUCCCAAAACUCAGGGCACUAACCAAAUUCAGAAAACCACCCCAAGUCCUGAUCUGACCCUGGGGACAAACCCAGGGACCGAAGAUGUCCAAUUCCCCACUCAGAAAAUCCCUUUGGGGCUUAAUCUGAAGGAUAUUCGGCUCCCCAGAAGAAAGAUGAGCUUCGACUUGAUAGAUAAGUCUGAUGUUUUUUCGAGGUUUGGGAUAGAAAUAAUCAAAUGGGCAGGAUUCCAUACCAUAAAAGAUGAUGUUAAAUUUUCUCAGCUUUUCCAGACUCUCUUUGAACUUGAAACCGAAACCUGUGCUAAAAUGCUCGCCUCAUUCAAAUGCUCCUUAAAACCAGAGCACAGAGAUUUUUGCUUUUUUACUAUCAAAUUUUUAAAGCACUCUGCUUUGAAAACACCCAGAGUUGAUAACGAGUUUUUAAACAUGCUUUUAGACAAAGGUGCUGUGAAGACCAAAAAUUGCUUUUUUGAAAUCAUAAAGCCCUUUGAUAAAUACAUAAUGAGGCUACAAGACCGGCUGCUGAAGAGUGUCACACCCCUGCUCAUGGCCUGCAAUGCCUACGAGCUGAGUGUCAAGAUGAAGACCCUCAGUAACCCCCUGGACUUGGCUAUUGCCCUGGAGACCACCAAUUCUCUCUGCCGGAAGUCUCUAGCUCUUUUGGGACAGACGUUCUCCUUGGCCUCUUCUUUCCGGCAAGAGAAAAUCUUAGAAGCCGUCGGCCUCCAAGAUAUAGCUCCCUCUCCUGCUGCAUUUCCAAACUUCGAGGACUCUACUCUGUUUGGGAGAGAGUACAUCGAUCACCUGAAGGCCUGGCUGGUCAGCAGUGGGUGUCCACUCCAGGUCAAGAAAGCCGAACCCGAGCCAACCCGAGAUCAGGAGAAAACGGUUCCUCCUACCAAACCUGAAAUUCAGGCUAAGGCUCUGAGUGGUCUGAGUGAUGAGGUCCCCCAGCGAGCAGACCACAAGGUGGUGGACACCAUUGACCAGCUGGUCACACGUGUUGUUGGAGGCAGCCUGUCUCCCAAAGAAAGAGCUCUUCUCAAGGAGGACCCUGCUUACUGGUUUUUAUCUGAUGACAGUAGUCUGGAGUAUAAAUAUUAUAAGCUGAAGCUGGCAGAAAUGCAGCGAAUGAGCCAGACCUUGCCAGGAGCAGAUCAGAAGCCGAUGGCGGCAGAAUGUGCAGUCCGGGCCAUGCUAUAUGCCCGGGCGGUCCGGAGCCUCAAGAAGAGGCUCCUACCAGGGCGGCGGCGGGGGCUGCUUCGAGCUCAAGGACUCCGGGGCUGGAAAGUGAGGAGAGCGACCACCGGGACCCAGACCCUCCUCUCCUCAGGCACCAGGCUGAAACACCAUGGCCGGCAGGCUCCAGGCUCCUUGCAGGGAAAGCCACCCCAACCAGACGGAAAUGAUGCUGCCAAGGACUGCCCGCCAGACCCAGCCGGACCCUCUCCUCGGGACCCCAGCCCAGAAGCCUCAGGCCCAUCCCCCAAGCCAGCAGGAGUGGAUGUCUCCGAAGCCCCUCAGACCUCUUCUCCCUGCCUGUCUACUGAUGUUGAUACGAAGACAAUGGAGACUGCAGAGAAACUGGCCAAAUUUGUUGCUCAGGUGGGACCAGAGAUUGAACAAUUCAGCAUAGAAAACAGCAUUGACAACCCCGACCUUUGGUUUCUACAUGACCAAAACAGUUCAGCUUUCAAAUUCUAUCGAAAGAAAGUAUUUGAACUGUGCCCAUCGAUUUGCUUUACGUCAUCUCCGCUGAACCUUCAUGCCAGCAAGAGCGCCGAUUCUCAGGAGAGCCCCCUGGAGCCCAUGGAGGGGGAAGGAGAGUUUGAGGAUGAGCCCUCUCAGCACGAGGCUGAGCUGGAGAGCCCGGAGGUGAUGCCUGAGGAAGAUGAGGGCGAGGAGGAGGAUGAGGAGGAGGACGAGGAAAGGGGUGAGGAGGCCCCCACUCCUGGAGGGGCCUCCAGGCCUGCAGGAGGGUCGACCAAGUCCGAGGGCUCGGAGGGCAGCCCCCCAGCUGAUGGUCUCCUGAGCGAGGUGGCCGAGGAUGGCCCGGCUGGUGCGCCUGCCCUGUCACAGUCCUCCUCAGGGGCCUGCUUCCCCCGGAAGAGAGUCAGCAGCAAGUCGUUGAAGGUCGGCAUGAUUCCGGCUCCCAAGAGGCUGUGUCUCAUCCAGGAGCCCAAAGUUCACGAACCAGUUCGAAUUGCCUAUGACAGGCCUCGGGGUCGUCCUGUGACCAAGAAGAAGAAACCCCAGGACUUUGAUUUCGCCCAGCAGAAACUGACCGACAAGAACCUGGGGUUCCAGAUGCUACAGAAGAUGGGCUGGAAGGAGGGCCACGGCCUGGGCUCCUGUGGGAAGGGCAUCAGGGAGCCCGUCAGCGUGGGAACUGCCUCGGAAGGGGAGGGGUUGGGUGCCGACGGGCAGGAGCACAAAGAAGACACGUUUGACGUGUUCCGUCAGAGGAUGAUGCAGAUGUACAGACACAAACGGGCCAACAAAUAGAUGAAAACCAUUGGUGAGAAAGAUAAGGCUUGAAGCAGCAAUUACUCUUAAAACGCCACCUCUGUCCCGGAUCUGCCCUGGAACCAGUGCCCAAGUAGGUUUGGUGUGUACACGAAAAACAAACGUCUCUGCAGUUUCUGGUGCGGAGGUUCCACCCGCUGGCUUUUCUUUUUCUUAAAAAAAGAACGCACCAUUUCCAGUCUGCUUUUGCCUUUCACCCUCUUCCAAAUGCUUUUGGCAGCAAGUCUUCUCCAAGUCUCCCCUGGUUCCGCUCAGAAGGUGGGGCUGCCCUUGAAAGCACCAGCGCCCUUUAAGUGCUCAGGAACCAGCUCCUGUCGGUUUUCCUGUCCCUGGACACAUUGCUCUCUAAAAGUGAUCUGCUAGCAAACUUGAUACCGAAACAGUCACAGAUCGUAUCUUCUCACAUUUAAAUAGGGAAUAUAAAUCAGUAAUAAUGAGGUCUGUGCUCUGGUACCACAGCUGUCGGUCGGAGUGCUGAAGCUCUUUAAACAAGUGGAGGUACUGGAUUCGAUGAACGUGUUAUUUAUGGAGUCUCAUCUCUUAAAUGCAUCCCAAGAGACUUAACGAAAUUUCAGCAAUGUAUUCAGCAGCUGUAUUCAGUGGGGAGUAAUCAUUACACCAAUGAAACUUUCCCCAAAUUUACAUGUCUCUUAGAAUCCACAAAGCAAACUACAGUUUUUUUUUUUUAAACCACAUAUGGAGUCUCUCCUACAAAGGGGUGGGAGGUGUAAACUCUUCAAGACUUCAUUUUUUGCAUGUGUGGCAGUGUAAAGAAUUGUUUUAUUAGGGCCUUUGUACAGAGCAGAAAGGAUCCUCUUGGGGUGGGCUCUGCAGCUGUUUGCUAUUUCAAGGCGUAUGAUUGCCGCCCCUUCCAGCUUCUCGCACUCUGCCUCUUGCAACUACAUGCGAAAUUCUCAGGCUGUGGGAAUCUCUCAGCCCUUCCUCAUAAAGCAGCAGUGUUGAAGUUUUAAAUACAUGCUAAAAUCUGGAAAACAGGAUCCUGCUGAUACUAUAAGCUUGGGGGACACAGCAAUGAGUUACCCUGUCAGCCACUUGUAUUGGCUGUUGUGAAAUCCUUGCUUUCUCAAAGCCCGAGACCUCCUGGGCUGUAGUCACAGGCUCCUCUGGAUCUGUCUUGUCUGUCUGGCCCACACUCACCAGCACAGCGUCACGGGCCUGUGCCAGCAUCUCACGUGCCCGCCUGAUGUUGCCCUUCUUCAUGCCACGGGUAGUCCCCAGGGCUCUGCUUGCUGGUCACUUUUGUUGCUUUGGCAACUGGCAGAUCUUUAUGGCCACGGACAUGCUGGAGGUUCUUCAGCAGAGUUGAAAUAGCCUGCAGGGGUGGUGUGGUUUGGGGGAACCACAGCUAUGGGGGUUCACCUCCUUUCUCUUCUAAUCUUUCCAACAGCCUUCCACGUUGGCUGGGGGUCAGGUAAAGGGAUAGAACUCUGAGAACAGGGCCUCGAUCCCGCAGGGCCUUUCACAGAGCACCCUUUGGUGCUGAGUGAGGUGUGCACCCCCCAGCAUGGGUCCUGGCUCUUUCUUCAAGCAUAGCUUUGACCAUCAUAUUCGCUUUGUCCUAGUAUGCUCAUCCUUGGCUUUCUCUGCUUUUAUUUAUAAGUAAAAUACUUUAGGAAUUCCCGGGGUUUGAGCCCUGUUCCCACAGCCUCCUGCCACUCCUCCUCCUGGGGGUGUCCUGCUUUGAGCUGACACUGUGAGCCUUUGGCAGUCGUCAAAGGGAGCACCUACUUCUUGAGCCUGGAAAGUCCUGUAAGCACUCAGGUGGCGCUUCUGUGGAGUUGGCAUUGAGGCAGUGAAGGCGUUGCGUGGGCUGGGGAGGAGUGUGGUGGUGCGUCCCUGUGCCAGCUGUCGGCUGGGGACCAGCGUGCUGGCCCUCUGUGCCCGCCCUUGCCCUCUCCAGCAGAGGCCGCUCUGCGGGGAGCACGCGUGAGAGCAAGUGCGAUGUGCAGUUGCAUAGCCUUGUCAAAGUCACAGUGUCUUUUCUGUCAUUCUAGUUCCAGGGUCUCUUCCAUGAGGACGACAGGCAUCCGGAAAGUGCUAACUCACCACUUUGGGUGCUUACUGUCUCUGCCUUGUUUCCAUCACUGGAAAUCAUAUAGAGAAAUUUAGCGUUUUUGGUCCUUGGUAAAACCUAGAAGACGUUUGUGAUGUUACAAAAUGGAAGCUUUGGGUUUUUUUUCUUUUUUUUAAUCUAAGAAGUUGUGGAUGUUGUUAAUCAUUUAGCAGUUGAAAUAAAUG
This is a messenger RNA of Eubalaena glacialis (North Atlantic right whale), 5910 nucleotides long. RefSeq names its product SURP and G-patch domain containing 2 (gene SUGP2). Gene Ontology annotation, biological process: RNA processing. Gene Ontology annotation, cellular component: nucleoplasm. Gene Ontology annotation, molecular function: RNA binding. NCBI's taxonomy places the organism in Eukaryota, Metazoa, Chordata, Mammalia, Artiodactyla, Balaenidae. The transcript has 11 exons. The record is from RefSeq and is a predicted model, not a curated record. Bases 298 to 3630 code for a protein of 1110 amino acids.